Molecule: messenger RNA, 2253 nt
Organism: Naegleria fowleri
Lineage: Eukaryota; Heterolobosea; Eutetramitea; Acrasida; Naegleriidae
Exons: 2
Coding region: 1-2253 (750 amino acids)
Source: RefSeq, a predicted model, not a curated record
AUGACCGCUCAUUCUCAAUCCUCUUCAUUGCCAUCAUUAUCAUCAUCGCAUAGGCCAACAAUCACCACCACAGCAUCAACAACAACUUGUCGUCGGAGUGACUCCAUUAUUUCCUCCUCACAACAAGAACCACCACUUUCAUAUCCCUUCUACUUUUGUCAACUCUUUUCCACUCUUCCAACUCGUGGAAUAUCAUGUUUGUCUACCGAGAAUCUUUCAUCAUCAACAACAACAACAACCAAGAAUCAUGAAUGGCAACCUUCAACGAUUUAUUUGAAAAUUUCAGAUCAAAGAAAUUCUUCUGAAACCACAGCCCAAGAAAAUGAAGACCAUCUUUCAUCGACCAUUACCAACAAACAAUUCCAUUCGUCAACAACUCCUCCUCCACAAAAGAUUCCCAUUCGCAUUCCUGUCAACAACAACCAACACUUGAACAAAAUGGUUGAUGCAUCUCCACAACGUUUGAAUCGUGCCUUUCCCAUUCUCAAUCCAAAAAUCUCAACCUUACAAAAUGCAUUCCAACACGUUCCAAAUCCCACUCCAGUGACUCUCAGUGCAUCGUUGAUUCAAUCUUUGACAUCUUUUGUUUCAAGUCCAUCAUUCCUUCUUCCUCGUCCUUUCCAUCAUGUGAAGAAGAGUUCCAAUUUGAACUCAGACCAAUCCAUCACUUGUCCUACCUUUCAAUUAUCUCAUCCAUUACCUUGGAAAGGAUCCAAUGGUGGCUAUUGUUGUGUCAUUUGUAGCAUGUUAGCAAAAAAGAUCAUGUUUUCUCCACCACAAGAUUUUUCACAACUUUUGAAGAGAAAAAAAGGUCAUUCCGAGAAGGGUGUGAUUACAGAACGAGUAUUGAAGAAAAUUGUUGAAAUGUAUGGAGAACAGUUUUCAAAUCUGUUGGGAGGAAGAAUGUGUGAUCGUCACGUGUCACAAAUUUGUUGUGGACUCUCUGAUUCCCAUGAAUUGAACAAGAAUUCAGUUUCGACCAUGCCGUCACUUGUCACAAUGAUUCCUUCGACGACGAGCUCUGGUGACAGGAACAAUUCUCAACCAAGGUCAUGCAUGAAGAAGAAAAAUUCUUCCUCUCAAACCUCAACUUUAUCAUUGGAUGAAGAAUCUUCAGAAGAUGCUCAUUCUUCCUCUUUUGAAGAUUUUCAUCUCGAAGAAAAUGGAAACCUUUCAAAUUCAACUCCAAAGAAAAUUCGAGAAAGAACCAAAUCUCAGCAACAACACUUGUUGGACAGCCCAAAAAGAAUUUCCACACGAAGACAACAAAAACAAGAAUUAUUGUGUAAUUACAAGCGACUCAUUGAGGAAGAAAAAUGUCACCACGACAAUGACGACGAAGAUGAUGAAUCAACAUUAGGUUUCAUGAAGGUCAAUGAGGAUGAAAAAACUGAUGAUGAAAACACUUUCACUCUCAAACCCUUAAUGAACAACACUCCUACAACAACAACCAUCACCACAAACACCACCACAAACACCACAGGCGACAAAAACGUCACAACAGAAAGUAGCAUUACAACAUCUCCAAGACCUCCUCGAAGAUUUAUUCGUCGACGAAGAAAUGGCACUUCUACUACUACUGGCACCAGUGUUGUCUUACAACGAAGAGAAAUACCUCUUCAUGAAGAUGCAUUUUCCAUUGUGGUGGUGACGGAAUCUUCGGGUUCUUCUUCUGUGAAUAGAAACAAUGACAACAACAAGAAUGGAAAUUCUCAUUCACUCUCGAACAUGUUAAGUGGUGGUUCUACUGCAGAUGAUUCAUCGAGUAGUAGUAAUCAUUCUUCAGAUAAUUUGAAACAAGAAUCGGAAAUGUCACAACAAGAUCGAAUGUAUUUGGAUUUCUUGGAAUAUGAUGAAAGUUUGGAUUGGAAUAAUUCUCAACAAGAAUCUCAAAACGAAAUUGUUCAAGCACAUGCAAGGAAUCAUUUUCAACAAACAAAACAACCAAUUUCAUAUUCACCAAUUCAUCGGUCCACCUCUUCAACAACAUUUGAAUCUUCGUUUUCAAAAACAUUGAUGGAUGAAUCGAAAGAAAAUUCAUUCAGUGUAUUGGUGUCACUCAUGGAAAAGUUAGUGAACCAAGAAGAAGAAACAGCGAAUCAACAAGUAGUAGGAACAGAACAGAAUACUUGUGAAGAGUCAAGACAAGGUUCCGUUUCGUUUAGCAAUAUUCAUGAAACGAGUUUAGUUCGCGAGGAGGACGAAACUUUACAGCCACAUCGACGAGUUAAAAGACGAUUCUUCAAAAAGUAA